AUGCGAGAGGGUUUGAAUUCACACUAUGGUUGUGAAUCUGGACUGGGAAAGUCAACAUUAAUCAACUCGUUAUUCCUCACAGAUUUGUAUUCUCCAGGGUAUCCAGGUCCUUCUCAUAGAAUAAAAAAGACUGUACAGGUGGAACAAUCCAAAGUUUUAAUCAAAGAAGGUGGUGUUCAGUUGCUGCUCACAAUAGUUGACACCCCAGGACUUGGAGAUGCAGUGGAUAAUAGUCAUUGCCGGCAGCCUGUUACUGACCACAUUGAUAGUACGUUUGAGGACUACCUAAAUGCAGAAUCUCGAGUGGACAGAUGGCAGAUGCCUGAUAACAGGGUGCAGUGGUGUUUAUACUUCAUUGCUCCUUCAGGACAUGGACUUAAACCAUUGGAUACUGAGUUUAUGAAGUGUUUGCAUGAAAAAGUGAAUAUCAUUCCACUUACUGCCAAAGCAGACCUCCUCACACCAGAGGAAUGCCAGCAGUUUAAAAAACAGAUAAUGAAAGAAAUCCAAGAACAUAAAAUUAAAAUAUAUGAGUUUCCAGAGACAGAUGAUGAAGAAGAAAACAAGCUUGUUAAAAAGAUAAAGGACCGUUUCCCUCUUGCUGUGGUAGGUAGUAAUGCUAUCAUUGAAUUUAAUGGCAAACAGAUCAGAGGAAGACAGUAUCCUUGGGGUGCUGCUGAAGUUGAAAAUGGUGAACAUUGUGAUUUUACAAUUCUAAGAAAUAUGUUCAUAAGAACACACAGGCAGGACUUGAAAGAUGUCACUAAUAAUGCACACUAUGAAAACUGCCGGAGCAGAAAACUGGCAGCUGUGACUUAAAAUGGAGUUGAUAAUAACAAGCCUAAAGGGCAGCUUACUAAGAGCCCACUUGCACAAAUGGAAGAAGAAAGAAGGGCACCUGUAGCUAAGAUGAAGAAAAUGGAGAUGGAGCUGGAGCAGGUGUUUGAGAUGAAGGUCAAAGAAAAAGUUCAAAAACUGAGGGACUGUGAAGCUGAGUUCCAAAGGCGCCAUGAGCAAAUGAAAAAGCAUCUGGAAGCCCAGCCCAAAGAAAUAGAGGGAAAACGUCGUCAGUUUGAAGAUGACAAAGCAAACUGGGAAGCCCAACAACGUAUUUUAGAACAACAGAACUCUUCAAGGACCUUGGAAAAGAACAAGAAGAAGGGGAAGAUCUUUUAAACCCUCAAUUAACCAGCAGUUAUGUAUUAGUUGCCAGUAUGCCAGCUUGGACAUCAGCGUUGGUUGGAUCCGUUUGACCAAUCUGCACCAGUUUUAAUCCUUAAUGGCGGAUUUAACAACAUGAAAAAUUAUUAUUCUUUGUUCUUGAUGGAGAUUAAGAUGCCUUGAAUUGUCUAGGGUGUUGUGUACUUAGAAACUAACAGCUCUAAGUACCUUUCCUACUUUCUCUUUUUUUUAUUAAACAGAUGUCUUCAAUUUAAUGCAAGAAAACAUUUUACUGUUGUACAGUCGUGUUCUGGUGGUUUGAUUGUUUACUGGAUAGUCCAAAAUAAAAGGAGUCUGGAAGGUUCUCAUUGAGGAUAAAUUGCCAUAAUAUGAUGCAAACUGUGCUUCUCUAUAAUAAAUAAAGUACAAAGGUCCCAUUCAGUGCAGCGUAUACAAUAAUGUAAUUCAGUCUAACACAGUUGACCCUAUUUUUUGACACUUCCAUUGUUUAAAAAUACACAUGGAAAAAAACCCCUAUAUGCUUGCAAUGCACCUAGAGCUUUUUUAUAACAAACUUUUGUUUGUGUGUUUGUUUUGGAUUCUUUAUAUAUAUAUUCUCACUUAGUGCCCUCUUUAGUCAGAAUCUCAUUACUGCUUCAUUUUUGUAAUAUUUAAUUUAGGUAUUUUCCAUAUAUUGGUCCUGCUAAAAUAGAAUAUAGCAUCUUUCAUAUGUUAGGAACCAAAAAGAAAACUCCUUUAAUUCCCUUUUUACACUUCAUGGUAAGUAGCAGGGGGGGAAAAUGCAUUUAUAGUUCAUUUCUAGGCAAAAUUGUGAAGCUAACGACCAACCUAUUUCUACCUAUGUGCAGUCUAUUUUACUAGAAUUGGGAAUCAUGACCUCUUGAAAAGGAAAAAAAAAAGUCACCAUUUUGCGUUUAGCUGUAUUCAUAUAUGCAUUUCUGUAUUUUUUUUGUUUGUAUUGUAAAAAAUUCACAUGAUAAAUAAUGUUGUGAUGUAAAAAAAAAAAAAACAUUAGAAGGUUGCGCGCUUUGCCUCCACCCUGCUUCCUGGUGUUUUCCAGCUGCCGUGUGUCUGAGCAGGUGAUGCUGAUUCUCAGACCCGCGGGGCCCUCCCCUGGGUGGCGUGCAGCCUCCUGUUUCCCCUUGGAUGUGUCGUGUGGGGGUUCUUUGUCCACCCAGUACCACUUGGUGGGCAUUUCAGUGGCUUCCUUUUUCUUGCUGGUGGACUUCGGUGGGAAAGCUGGUGGACAGUCUGGUGGCUGUCAUCCCGUGGUGGGGCCGCUCCCGCGUCAGCCCUGCCAGGUGGGCUGUGUCGGGCCCAGCCCUCCACCCCACUCCACCUGGGGAAGCUUGCAUCCUGUCCAGUGUCUCCGCCAGCCUGGGGGUCCGGUCGUCCAUGCACCCGCUCCUGGUUCCCCAGCUGCAGGCAGCAGCGUGUGCUGUGGCUUCAGUGUGGGUGGGCUUGGUGGGCACCCCACUGCCGUCACCUGGUCCCCAGGAUCUCAGCGGCCCUGUGGGUACAGUUUCCAAUCCCUUUGGUGGCCCUGCAGAUUCCACAAGCCAGGCCAGGAAGUCCCCGGACCAAGUCGCCUUCACUCUGCCUGUGAGCCUCUGCGGGGUGCCCCAGAAACUCCUACGAGCUUGUGGGCCCUGCUCCGUAGGUGCCAGCAGACUGGGCCUCUGCUCUGUGUGGGGCUUGAGGCCUGCGGUGAGGCUCUGGCUGCUCUUUGGGCCCCUGGCUGCCUCCUCCGCCGGCCUGCUGAUUGCUGCUUCUCCC
Molecule: messenger RNA, 2958 nt
Organism: Manis pentadactyla (Chinese pangolin)
Lineage: Eukaryota; Metazoa; Chordata; Mammalia; Pholidota; Manidae
Product: septin-7-like
Exons: 2
Biological process (GO): cytoskeleton-dependent cytokinesis; cilium assembly
Cellular component (GO): septin complex; septin ring; microtubule cytoskeleton
Molecular function (GO): GTPase activity; GTP binding; molecular adaptor activity
Source: RefSeq, a predicted model, not a curated record